AUGGCCAUGGCGAAUGCUGACACCUACAAUCGCGCGGUGGAUCCGACGAUACCGGUACUGAAGGGUGAGACGCUGAAGGAUUUCACCAGGUACAAGUGGGCGGUGCAGACGGCCGAGCUGGGAUGCGAGUCCAAAGAGCAGAGGAUCGCGCUCGGGCCCAAGCUGUACCGCAACCUCCUCGGCGCGGACAACUCGAUCAGUGUUCCGAUAGAGCAGACGGACCCGAAAGACGAUGCAGUCGAGAAAAAUGCCGAAAUGCUGCUCAAAUUCUUGGAGGCCAAACGCUUCGCCAAGAACAGUUUCCGCGAGCUGCCGAAGGCCUUCGACGCGUUCUUCGACCUGACGUACUUCGAGCGCAAGGGUGAAGAGCCGAUGGCAGCACUCUGCACCGCCAUGGAGGUGGCGAAGCGGAACCUGGAGGAAGUGGACCCGGACACGAAGAUAAGCUUGAACGAGCUAGGGUACCACACUCUGAAUCGAAGCGGACUGGACAAGGACGAGCGGAACCUGAUGAUAGCGAGGGCAGAGGAGACUUUCAAUUUCACGAAGAUCUCGACUACGCUCAAUAAUCUCUUCCCUCGCGGCGGCAACAAACACCGAGGACAGAAUGCGAGGGCGGGCUGGCGCUGGACGAUAAACGUGCAUGACGGCGAGCCCAGACAUGCAGAUGAAGGAGACGCGCACUGUGAUGACGGCUACUGGUACGAGCGGGGCGACGAGCGUGGCGUCUACGCGUGUGCUGACGAUGAGGGCGAAGACGCGGACUGGGACAGUAGUCAUCUGUUCAACAUCGAGGAUGACACCGACGCGGCUGGGGAGAGCUCCGGGAAGGGCAGAGGCAAGGGCACGGGCGGCGGCAAGUCCAAGGACAAGCGAUGCGGCAAGUGCGGCAGGAUGGACCACGCCACGUCCGAGUGCCCGACCGAUGGCUCUCCCAGGAAGCCCUCCAAGGGCAAGGGCCGCGGCAAAGGGUCGAAGCCAGCCAAUCGUCAACGACGGCUCGGGUUCGUUCUGGGCGACGAGUGGCCUGGCCUGCGCGGUGCCGUCAUGCAGGGCAUUGCCUGCGCGAGCGGGCAGCCCGAGAAGGUUUACGACAUCAUGAUGGUGAAUAUGGACAGCGAUCCGAUCGUGCCGGAAAGGCUGGAGCUCGAGGUGAUGAUCUCAAGCGACGUCAUGCCGGCUUCCUGGGUGGACAGCGGGGCCUCGAUUGCAGUGGCAGGACGCGGAUGGCUCGACCGCGUCAAGGCUGACAUUGCGAAGUAUGGCCUCAAACCCAUCAAGAUGGAGGCUCGCCAGAAGCUCACGGGACUCGGCGGAGCACGACGUGAGUCAAAGCAGAAGUGGACCAUCCCGGUCGGCAUUGGGAAGAAGCAUGUGCUGCAGGAGUACUUCGAGAUCACUGGCGACAUGGUCGGCCUGACGAGCAGGAAAGACAUGGCCGAGUGGAAGACGAACCUCUACAUGCGUGAGGACGGCCACUGGUCGGAUUUCCAGGAGCUCGGGGUGCAUGGCACGGAGCUGGUGAAGCUACCUGGCGGGCGCGCAGGCCUCGACCUCUUCGACCACGACCUCAAGUCGUGCGAGUCGGAGCCCCUCUUCGAGAGGAUUCGCGUUGAUGAGAUGCAGCCGGAGCCGGAUGCACUCCCGGUCGCGGAGACGCUGCAGGAGUACGAGCUGGGCUUCCAGGUGAAGGAUCACGCCGACUGGUGGGUCGCAGAGGCUUUGAAGAACGGCAGCAAGGGCGUCUUCAAGAAGGGCACGCUCAAGCGGAUCGACAAGCUGAUGAAGACUCAGUCGGAUUUCCUGUUCCUGAUAAAGACCUUCGAGCCUUGGAUGGUCUCGGUCGCGUUCCCAUGUACACUUUUCUCGAACAUGCAAGAGUUUCAGCAUGCUCAGGGCAUGGGCGACCGGGUGGGCGAUCUGAUCGAGGAGUUCAAGCCACUGGUCGAUUUCUCGGCCAAGGUGCUUCGGACUCCGGCUGAAGGCGGACGUAUCGGCAUCGGCGAGAACCCUCUCACGAGCCGCGCAUGGAACGAGGAGCCGAUCAUGGACUUGUUGAGCUGGCGCGGCGAUCGACCUCCACUGUACGAGAUGGUCACGCUGCACCAAUGCAUGUUCGGACUGACGGACGACUACGGGACCCCGAUCCGGAAGGCUGUUCCCCUACCUGGCGGAGCUGCGCGGCGCACAUACGCUAUGCGCACUGACAAGGGCGUGCUGGCCGACUUUUCCGACGCCUACGCGGACGACCCUAGCUUCGCGACGGUCGAGCUAGCCACGAGGUACCCGACCGACUCGGCGGUCGCGACCUCCGUGGAAAAGCCGAAGGUGCAGACAUCCUUCCCUGCGACGGUGCCUCUACUCGGCAGCCGUCCGGAAGCGUUCGAGCCAGGCGAUCGCGAAGCAGACGCAGCACAUCGAGAUCUACAUCGUGAAGGUGAAAGCUUCGGCGACGAGCUUUCGGACAUCACCGCGGCUCAGUGGGGCGCUCUCAGGAAGCUCCACCUGGACCUGAGCCACCCGUCGGCCCACGCUCUGAAGCGACGCCUGCAGUCCUACGGGGUGUCGCAGAAGGAGCUCGGCAGGCCCAACACCACGAGGUCAGCCAACCUGAAGCUCUCGACGGAGUUCAACGAGAACGUGUUUCUGGACGAAGCCAUGGUGAUUCUCUCAGAUAAGACACGGUUGAUGGUUAUAGUGAUCCUGGACGACGCGUCGAGCUUCAGGGUCAUCAUUUCUACUACGGCAGUGCGGUCCAUCACGGGCGAGGAGAGCCUUCGCUGCUUCUCGCAAGGAUGGGUCUCGUGGGCCGGCCCUCCGAAGGUGCUCUACUACGACGCCGCGAAGGGCCACAUCACGCAGCGGUUCGCGGAGAUCGGCGAGGAAUACAACAUCCUGAUGAGGCCGGUCCCAGCCGCGGCGCCUCAGCUCAAAGGGAGAGUGGAGCGGGCCAUCGACUUCUUCAAGGACCACUUCCAGCGCCUGAACCGCGACGUGCAGCUCACCAAAAGCGACGACCCAUCUGUUUGGACUUCGGUGAUAGCGAGUACGUGCAACAACCACGUCCGGCGGAACGGCUUCACGCCCUAUCAGUACGUACUGGGGCGAUCGCCCCACGUUCCGGCAUCGCUGGUCGAGGCGAUGGAGGGCGACCAGAGGCAGCUGGCAGUGCAGAGCGCAGCUCUCUUCGAGGACGGCCCCAGGAGGGCCGAGCAGAUUCGCGCUGCGGCGAACCGGGCGUUCUUCGAGCUGGACAGCGACGACGCCGCGAGAAGGGCCACUGUUGAUCGAAAUCGCCCGCCGCGCGGGCCGUUCGUGCCGGGCCAGCUGGUGUUCUACUGGCGCGAGGUGCAGCACGUGAAGUCGAAGCGGUUCCAGGGCGAGCACGGGUGGCGUUAG
Molecule: messenger RNA, 3399 nt
Organism: Prorocentrum cordatum
Lineage: Eukaryota; Dinophyceae; Prorocentrales; Prorocentraceae
Source: the annotation of a GenBank genome assembly